Molecule: messenger RNA, 2303 nt
Organism: Anas platyrhynchos (mallard)
Lineage: Eukaryota; Metazoa; Chordata; Aves; Anseriformes; Anatidae
Gene: B3GNT3
Product: UDP-GlcNAc:betaGal beta-1,3-N-acetylglucosaminyltransferase 3
Biological process (GO): protein O-linked glycosylation; poly-N-acetyllactosamine biosynthetic process
Cellular component (GO): Golgi membrane
Molecular function (GO): hexosyltransferase activity; UDP-glycosyltransferase activity
Source: RefSeq, a predicted model, not a curated record
GGGGGUUUUGGGGGGGACUCGCAGCUCUUUGAGGUGCCCUGGGGGGGGGUCCGAACUGGGUGCCGGGAUGGGGCUGGCCGGAUCCUGCCCCUGGCACCCAGGUUGUGUGGGGUGGGGGAGAAGCACCCUGGGGUCCCCUUGGUGCCUUGGGGUCCCCGUGGUGCCUUGGGGUCCCCGUGCUGCCCCCCUGCCCCCGUGCUUUGUCCCUGGGGGCCAGCGCUGCUCACAGCAAGCCCCGGGUGGGCUUCGUGUAACCGAGCCCACCCCACCACCACCUCCAGCUGGGGGGGGGGACUCCUUUGGGUACCCCCCUGCCCGCUGCCAGUGUGGCUCCCGGCCGUGCCCGGCCCUUGGGGCAGCGAGCCCGUGUCCCCCGGCUGGGACCAGUGCCCAAGACCUUGGCCAAGGCUGCUGUGCCCUAGGCAUGGAGCGAGGGCAGGCUGCCUCUCCCCGGGCGGGAUCCCUUUUGUCUUGGCACAGAGGAGGAAGUGGACUUGAGACCAAAAAGGCAUAAAACAAGGUGAAGAGGAAGAGAAAAGCUGAAUUAUCCUGCUACGUGGCUGGCAGGGUGGAGAGGGACACAGCGCCUGAGCCUCCUCCUCUUCCCGGAGACACUGGAGGGGGUGGAGACGUUGCCCCAGUCUGCAGGGCCCUGGGGUGCCAGUGUGGGCUCUGGGAGGGUGGUGGGGACACGGGGACACCCUGAAGUCCCCCCCCAGGAGCCCACAAAGGGCUCCACGGGGCUGGGAACACGCAGGGAGCCUUCAGCCUCCGCCGUCAUCAUCGGCACCGGGGAGCCCCUGGGUCCCUUCCCAGCCACUGGGGCACUCGGCCCCGGUGGGGAACCCGUGGGCAUCGUGGAGGGGGCAGCAGGGGCUGUGGGGGCAGCCGUCCUCCCCCCCGAGCCCCGCUCCCUGUCUCUUGCAGACCCUUCCCCAGCGGUGCUGCAGGAUGGAGAAGCUGGGCUUGGUGGCCAUCGGGGCCCUGGGGCUCUGCUUCCUGCUGGACCCCACCAACGCUUGGGGUUCGGCACCGUCCCCCCCAGCCCCACCGCAACCCCUCCGGCCCCCAGCCUCUCCCCCGGCCCCCUCCCUGCCCACCGCCGCCCCCUGCGUGGCCAACAGCUCGGUGCACAACAUCUCCGGCUUCGAGGAGCUGCCCCAGCACAUCAAGGACUUCAUGAGGUACCGGCACUGCCGCUCCUUCCGCCAGCUCCUCGACGUCCCCGGCAAGUGCGGGGGGCCCCGGGGCUCCUCCAGCAUCUCCCUGCUCCUGGCCAUCAAGUCCUCGCCGGCCAACUACGAGCGGCGGGAGGUGAUCCGCAGGACGUGGGGGCAGCAGAGGACCUUCGAAGGGGCGCACAUCCGCAGGGUUUUCCUCCUGGGGGUGUCCCCCAACUGCUCGCGACGCCAGGAAAGCUCAGGUUGGCUGCUGCACCUGGAGCAGCGGGAGCACCGGGACGUGCUGCAGUGGGAUUUCAGGGACACCUUCUUCAACCUGACGCUCAAGCAGGUGCUCUUCCACGCCUGGCUGGAGGAGCACUGCCCCGGCGUCCACUUCGUCUUCAACGGGGACGACGACGUCUUCGUCAACACGGACAACGUGGUGCGCUUCAUGAAGACCUCCCGGGGCAGCCAGCACCUGAUGGUGGGCUCCGUCCUAAUCAACACGGGGCCCAUCCGGGAUAAGGGCAGCAAGUACUACGUGCCCAAGCAGGUGAUUCCCUCGGAGAGGUACCCGCCCUACUGCAGCGGUGGCGGGAUGCUCAUGUCCGGCUACACCGCCCGCGUCAUCCACCGCGAGUCCCAAAGCAUCGAGCUGGUCCCCAUCGAUGACGCCUACCUGGGCAUGUGCCUGGAGCAGGCGGGGUUGCGCCCGGCUCCCCACGACGGCGUCCGGAUCUGGGGCAUCUACGCCCCCCGCAACAGCGACGCCUUCGACCCCUGCUACUACCGGGAGCUGCUGGUGGUGCACCGCUUCGUGGCCUACGAGACAGCGGCCAUGUGGCAGGCCAUCCACGAGCCCCAGCUGAGCUGCGGGAGGAAGGUGAGCUUCUUCUAGGGUGCUCGGUGUCCGGGGGGCACCAGGACGUGGUGGUGCUGCUGCUGCUCGAUGCCACCGCCCUGAGCGAGGGGUCCGAGGAACGCUGAUGUGGGGCUGGCCCAAGGCGGUGCCGAGUGCCAUCGGGGCUCAUCCUGCUCCUGGCUGGAUUCUGCCUGGUUUUGCCCCAAAACCUGCCCUGUUUUGGCCAGGUGAGCUCCAAAGAACCCGUGGGAGAAUAAAGGAGCAAAUUUUGGAAACGA